AUGAACUUGGACAAGGAGCUUACGGAACUGUCUUUAAAGGGAAGCUAUCUAAUGAGAUUCUGGUGGCUAUCAAGCUUCUCAACACUUCAACUGGGAAUGGACAAGAGUUCAUCAAUGAAAUGGAGACCAUGUGUCAAAUUCACCAUGUCAAUGUGGCUCGCUUGGUUGGCUACUGUGCGGAUGGUUUCAAACGAGCUUUGGUUUAUGAAUUUUUACCCAAUGGUUCAUUGCAAAAAAUUCAUAACUUCAGCUGAUAGAAAGGAUAUUUUCCUGGGUUGGGAAAAGCUUCAAGAUAUUGCUUUGGGCAUAGCCAAAGGAAUUGAGUAUCUUCAUGAAGAUUGUGACAAACGGAUCCUCCACUUUGAUAUCAAACCUCACAACAUUCUGUUAGAUGACAAAUUCACUCCAAAAAUAUCUAAUUUCGGUUUGGCCAAACUCUGUUCUAAGGAUCAAAGCAUUGUGUCAAUGACAACAGCUAGGGGCACUUUGGGCUAUAUUGCACCGGAAAUAUUUUCUCGGAACUUUGGCAAUGUGUCUUAUAAAUCAGAUGUUUAUAGCUAUGGAAUGUUACUGCUUGAAAUGGUUGGAGGAAGGAAAAUCACAGAUGUCACAGAAGAAAUGUGGCAUCCAGCAAACCGUCCAACCAUGAAAAAUGUGGUUCAAAUGCUGGAAGGGGACGAUGAAAAGCUAAUCAUGCCUCCUAAUCCUUUUGGUUCUUCAUAUGCAAUUAGAACAAGAGCUGCUAAUGGAGUAAGGCGAUUGCAACCAGAGUUAUCUACCAUUUCAGAAAUAGAGUGA
Neltuma alba is the source of this 798-nucleotide messenger RNA. Its product is annotated as rust resistance kinase Lr10-like. Bases 1 to 798 code for a protein of 265 amino acids. NCBI's taxonomy places the organism in Eukaryota, Viridiplantae, Streptophyta, Magnoliopsida, Fabales, Fabaceae. The transcript has 2 exons. Gene Ontology annotation, biological process: protein phosphorylation. Gene Ontology annotation, molecular function: ATP binding; protein kinase activity. The record is from RefSeq and is a predicted model, not a curated record.